AUGGGUUCAAUAAGCCUUUGGAUGUUCCUGGUCCUGACGAUUUGCACCUGGAAUAAAACCAUCGGAUGCACUUGGAUGAGUACACAACCUCCGCCUCGGAGCAUGUUCCAUGUGUUCAGCAACUACACCAUAACGAUGCUUGAGAAAAUGGUAGGAUACGGUAAUGUUUAUUCACUUGUAUCUGGUCAUUGAGCUGUUAUCAUCUUUUCAACUUUUCAUGUGCUGCUAUUUUAAUUCAAUUCCGUUAUUCCUUUAUGUAUACAGUAAUAAUAAUGCAAUCUUUUGUUUCUAUUUUUUGGCAUCUCAGGGUGAUGAAGUCUCUCCAAAAUGUCUGAUGACUUUCCCUUACGAGCUAUAUAGACAGGUCGACAAUUUCAAUGUAAGAAAAAUGCGUAGCCUACACUCUUAGAAAAAAUAUGUUUUGUUUCUAUCCAGAACCUUUUUUUCUAAUAGUGUAUAUAAUGAGGUUUUAACGAAUAUGCUAUUUGCUAUAAUUUUCUUAUAUUUGUCCUCAAUUCCUAAGGCACGUACUAAUACCAAUCACUCUUCUUCUAGGCUGACGACCAGAUUGCCUUCAUUUCGCAAACUCUGAACAAAAUAAUGAAAUUGUACAGCAGUGAUAAAUAUGAGUCCACCGCCUCGGACCAGAUAGGAUUUUACAAGUCGUUUAUGACACACCUCGAACGCCAGACCUCGGAGCUGGACAGAUGC
Coregonus sp. 'balchen' is the source of this 711-nucleotide messenger RNA. NCBI's taxonomy places the organism in Eukaryota, Metazoa, Chordata, Actinopteri, Salmoniformes, Salmonidae. The record is from the annotation of a GenBank genome assembly.